Ipomoea nil (Japanese morning glory) is the source of this 1476-nucleotide messenger RNA. Its product is annotated as casein kinase II subunit alpha-2-like. Bases 16 to 1248 code for a protein of 410 amino acids. Lineage: Eukaryota; Viridiplantae; Streptophyta; Magnoliopsida; Solanales; Convolvulaceae. Gene Ontology annotation, molecular function: protein serine/threonine kinase activity; ATP binding. The transcript has 10 exons. Gene Ontology annotation, biological process: protein phosphorylation. The record is from RefSeq and is a predicted model, not a curated record. Gene Ontology annotation, cellular component: cytosol; nucleus; protein kinase CK2 complex.
ACCCUUUUCCGUUAAAUGGCCGUAAGGCCUUUUGGAUUCAUCAUUCCUCGCCACCACCGCAACCGUCAUCUCCCUCCAAUUUCGACGUCGUUUGCGUCCACUCUCAUCCGCUCUCUCUCUUCUAGGGCGUCGCUUCCUCUCACGCUCCAACAGGUCAAACCGCCGCCUCCAUCUUCGUCGCAAUCGAAACAGCUACCGGAAAAGCUGGCGCAGAAGAUAGGAAAAGCCAUUCGCCGCCCGGGCGCGGCCUCCAAGUCCCGGGUUUAUUCCGAUGUUAAUGUUAUCCGGCCCAAAGAGUAUUGGGACUACGAAUCACUUACGGUUCAAUGGGGGGAGCAGGAUGAUUACGAGGUGGUUAGGAAGGUCGGAAGGGGGAAGUAUAGUGAGGUUUUCGAGGGCAUCCACACCACAGAUAAUGAGAAAUGCGUAAUUAAAAUCCUUAAGCCCGUUAAGAAGAAAAAGAUUAAGAGGGAGAUUAAAAUCCUCCAAAAUCUAUGUGGUGGACCAAAUGUUGUAAAGUUGCUGGAUAUUGUUAGGGAUCAGCAUUCAAAGACUCCAAGUCUCAUUUUUGAAUAUGUGAAUAACACAGAUUUUAAAGUGCUUUACCCAACUCUGUCUGACUUUGAUGUUCGAUAUUAUAUUUAUGAACUUCUCAAGGCAUUGGAUUAUUGCCAUUCUCAAGGAAUCAUGCACCGUGACGUGAAGCCUCAUAAUGUUAUGAUUGAUCAUGAGCGUCGGAAGCUUCGGUUAAUAGAUUGGGGACUUGCAGAAUUUUAUCAUCCUGGAAAGGAAUAUAAUGUCCGUGUGGCUUCUAGAUAUUUUAAAGGCCCUGAACUCCUUGUUGAUUUACAAGACUAUGAUUACUCAUUGGAUCUGUGGAGUCUUGGUUGCAUGUUUGCAGGAAUGAUAUUCCGGAAGGAGCCAUUCUUUUAUGGGCAUGACAAUUAUGAUCAACUUGUCAAGAUUGCUAAGGUAUUGGGGACUGAUGAAUUAAAUGCUUAUCUAAACAAGUAUCAUUUGGAAUUAGAUCCACACCUCACAGCCCUUGUUGGCAGGCAUAGCAGGAAACCAUGGACAAAAUUCAUCAAUUCUGAGAAUCAUCAUUUAGCUGUCCCUGAGGCAAUUGACUUUGUGGACAAGUUACUUCGCUAUGAUCACCAGGAAAGGCCAACUGCAAAGGAAGCUAUGGCCCAUCCAUACUUCUAUCCCAUAAGAAAUGCGGAGAGUAGCAGAACUCGUACACAGUAGGAUGACUGCUGGACUUUGGUGUUUCGUUCUUGCAUAUUGUGAUAUUUGUACUCAUUCAUCAUUCUGCAACAAUGGCAUAUAGUGUUGGUCGUUUGUACUGAUAUUUUGAUUUCCAUUUAGCUUAACUUAAUCCUUCUUAAUAUUGGUUUUUAUUCUUCCUUGAACAUGAGGUGUUUUCUGUUGAGAAGUUAGUGAUUUGGUUGUUUAGUUCUGUUUCUUGUCAACAAA